CUUCUUUCGAAAAUCAAAAACCUCUCGAGCUCAGAAACUAGGGUUUUGUCAAAAAAAGAAAACCAGUGAAGAAGCUCGAGUAAGAAGAGAGCAAUGGCGAACGACAGCGACAUGAGCGGAUGGACUGAGCUCCUCCACUCCUCAACCAAGAUCUUGGAGCAAGCAGUUCCUUCUGCUCAGUUUCCCCCUCUUCAGUGGAAUCUUGAUCAGCUGGAAGCGAUGUCGAAGAAACUGAAGUCGAAGACUCUUAGGGCUGACACUCCUACUCAAUCCAUCGCUGCCACUAGACUCUUGGCUCGGGAAGGGAUAAAUGCGGAGCAGUUGGCUCGGGAUCUCAAGUCUUUUGAGCUGAAGACCACUUUUGAGGAUGUGUUUCCUUCAGAGGCGACGACUGUGGAAGAGUAUUUGCAGCAGGUUCAUGAAAUGGCUAUGGUAUCAUCAAUUCAGGAAGCUCAAAAGGAUAACUUGCGAAGCUUUAAUGAAUAUAUGAUGCAAGUCUUAGAGGAUGACUGGCAGAAAGAAAAGAGGGACUUCUUGCAAAGCUUAAGCCGACUUUCUUCUUUGCCUAGGAUAAAUAGUAGCGUAACAAGCAGCGGGAUUAGCCAUAUGGGUCAGUUGCCAUCUCAAGCAUCUACUCCUCAGAUCUCUGCCGGUCCAUCCAGCAUGGAAACUGUACCUAGCAAACCCAUUGUUGAAAAGAAAGCUUCUGUUUAUGCUGAGACUGUAAAGAAUUUUAAUGAUGCAAGAGGGCGUGGACUGCCCUUUAAACCUGCUACAGCUUUCAGGGGUGCUUAUGAAGGUCUAGGGCUUGAUGUUUCUGGUGGGAAAUCAGUCUCCAUGCAGAAAAUCUGGCACCUGAUUCAGAUGUUAGUUGGCGAGGAUUCCACUGUUCAACGUAAUAUCUCAAGAAAAAUGGCACUAGUGAUAGGGGCAAGGCGGCACCUUGAAUGGGGACAUGAGAAGUAUAUCUUGGAUACUAUCCAAAGCCAUCCUGCACAGGCUGCUCUAGGUGGUGCUGUUGGCAAUCUGCAAAAGAUUCGGGCAUUUCUCCGGGUUCGUCUAAGGGAUCAUGGAGUACUGGAUUUUGAUGCCAGUGAUGCACGUAGGCAGCCUCCAAUUGACACCACUUGGCAACAGAUUUAUUAUUGCUUGAGAACUGGAUAUUAUGAUGAAGCACGAAAUGUUGCUCAAUCAUCUCGUGUGGCUCACCAAUUCGCCCCUCAGCUUUCUGAGUGGAUCAGCACUGGAGGAAUGGUAUCACCGGAGACUGCUGCUGCUGCUUCUGAAGAAUGUGAGAAACUGUUGAGAAUAGGUGAUCGAGCAGGCCGACCUGGCUACGACAGGAAGAAGUUACUACUGUAUGCUAUUAUUUCUGGGUGCCGCCGUCAAAUUGACAGGUUGCUUAGAGAUCUACCAACACUUUUUAAUACUAUUGAAGAUUUUCUGUGGUUCAAACUCUCUGCCGUACGAGACUGUCCAAGUGGAUCCUCAUCUGUUUUAUUAAGUGAGGGCUUGGUGCCAUACAGUCUGGAUGAUCUUCAAGGUUACUUAAAUAAAUUUGAGCCAUCAUACUAUACGAAAAAUGGGAAGGACCCUUUAGUUUAUCCAUAUGUUCUACUACUGAGCGUUCAGUUACUUCCAGCAGUCCAAUACUUAUCCAAGGAAAUAGGGGAGGAAGGGUACCAUAUUGAUGCUGUACACAUUUCAAUUACUUUAGCAGACCAUGGAGUUCUUUCCAAUGGUGCAGCUACUGGCCAUAAGAUAGGAGCAAUGGAUGCCUGUGCAGAAGUUGCCAGCAUUAUACGUCAGUAUGGUUCAGUCUACUUGCGUCAUGGUAAUCUCCUACUAGCUUUGGAAUAUUAUGCUCAAGCAGCUGCUGCGAUGGGUGGAGGAGAACUGUCAUGGAUAGGACGAGCCAAUGCUGAUCAGCAAAGACAGCGAAGCUUGAUGUUAAAACAACUUCUUACAGAAAUUUUACUACGGGAUGGUGGUAUUGUUCUUUUGCUUGGUUCAAGAGGCGUUGGAGAAGGUGAACUGAGUAAAUAUCUGAUGGACUGGAAAAGUCAACAACAGUUCCUACUUGAAGCUGCUCAUCAAUGUCAGGAAGCGGGGCUUUAUGACAAAUCUGUAGAAAUACACAAAAGAGUUGGAGCAUUUGCAAUGGCAUUAGAGACGAUCAAUAAAUGCCUCUCAGAUGCAAUCUGUACUAUGUCACGUGGUAGAUUAGAUGGUGACAGCCGAGCUUCUGGUCUCAUUCAUUCUGGCAAUGAUAUAUUGGAAACGUUCAAAUAUUCCUCCGAUGCCAGCCUUCAAGAGAAGGAACUUAUUUCUGAGCAGCAAGUAGUACUGAGACAACUUGAGGCAAUUUUGUUUGUCCAUAAGUUAGCCAGAGCAGGUCAGCAUUUGGAUGCUCUGAGGGAAAUCACAAAGCUCUCAUUUCUACCCCUAAAUCCACGAGGACCAGAUGUUACAGCUGAUGUAUUUCGGAAUCUUUCUCCCCAUGUUCAAGCAUGUGUGCCUGAUCUCCUCAAAGUUGCUCUUAGCUGUGCAGACAAUGUUACUGAUUCUGAUGGAACACUUCGUAUAUUGAAGUCGAAGAUUGCAAACUUUGUAGCAAACAACAUGACUAGGAGUUGGCCCCAUGAUCUUUAUGAGAAAGUUGCCAGAAGCAUAUGACGCUAUGUAUGGUGAAGAAAGAAGGGAAAAGCAUCAUUCAUUCAGUAUUUAUGCAGAAUCAUGAUGACCUUGUCGGGGGCUAUUCAUCUCUAAGAAAAGAUGACUGCAUGUCUUCAGGAGCAUUUUGGAGGUAAAAGAUAAAAAAUAAAAUCUAAAAUUUCUCAUCUAUAGCGAACUUUAGACAGAAGCAGCCCGGUACUGAGCUUCAUGCCCAACAGGUGGCUAUUACUAUUGUGGUUGCACCUUUUUUCUUCUGAACUUUUAUAGAAGUCUACAACUCAUCUAAUCAAUGUAAAGAUGGAUUGUUUCUAUUUCCUGUCUAAAUUUUCAUCAGUUUAACUGAAUUUUCAAUC
This is a messenger RNA of Asparagus officinalis (garden asparagus), 3029 nucleotides long. RefSeq names its product nuclear pore complex protein NUP93A-like. NCBI's taxonomy places the organism in Eukaryota, Viridiplantae, Streptophyta, Magnoliopsida, Asparagales, Asparagaceae. Gene Ontology annotation, molecular function: structural constituent of nuclear pore. Bases 94 to 2676 code for a protein of 860 amino acids. The transcript is spliced from 15 exons. The record is from RefSeq and is a predicted model, not a curated record. Gene Ontology annotation, cellular component: nuclear pore. Gene Ontology annotation, biological process: protein import into nucleus; poly(A)+ mRNA export from nucleus.